Molecule: messenger RNA, 584 nt
Organism: Durusdinium trenchii
Lineage: Eukaryota; Dinophyceae; Suessiales; Symbiodiniaceae
Source: the annotation of a GenBank genome assembly
GUAGUUGGCUCACAGACUGGAAUCCUGAACUUGGACGACUACAAGAGUACCGAAUCCUUGAACAUUCAGAUGAUGCUGAAAGUGGUGAAGAGUACUUCAUGAGCAAUCCUCUGGGAGGAUAUCAAAGGAGAUAUCGCCCUAGUCAAUCCGAAAGAGAUGAAGCAAGCCCUAUGGAGAUUGAUGAGACCGAGAUUGAUGAGCAGCUCAGACGAAGUGCAGAGCGAGCUGAUGAAAGAGCCCGCGGUGUGUGGGCUGACCCGCCUGGAGAGAUGCCGCCUGUGGAUGAAGACUGGUGGGACUAUGAGACCCUGAUCCGGUGGCUGAAACCGGAUGAGCAACCUCGAGCGCGAAGGUUGAAAGAAGCUGGGAUUUUCCCCAACAACCAGCUUAAGGAAUUCCUGAGGACUCGACUGACGUCGAUCUAUGGCGGACGCUACAGUCACAUGGUGUUCGACCACCUGUUGGGAUGGACGCAGGAGGAACAGCGAGACUUUGCUGCCUUCAGCGUGGCUGUGAUCACUGACAAGUGGGACAGCGACUUCGACGGGUUCACUCGCCGAUACAUCGAGACCGGCGAGAUCUGA